CACUCCUAAUAUUCUUCCUUCCUCAAAUCAUAAACUUACUAUUGUCACUUCCUCAUAUCUAAUCUCUCUUUUUCUCUUUACCAUCUCUCCCCAAAUUUAUAUUGCAGAAGAAAGCCAGAUUCAAAAACUCAAAUAACUAAGGAUACUCCAUUUUUCUAACAGCUUGCAGGUAUUCCAUGCCCACGUCAUCGUCUACCAAGCGUGUUCUGAGAAGCACGAACGUCGACAAAAAAUCUGCAGAGACCAACGACUGUGACGAUGAGCCCUCUCAACUCCCGCCGCCAUCAACUCCCGCCGUCGCAAAUGGUGACGCCCUAAAAACAAGAAACCGGCAGUUACGACGAUUAUCAUCCCUGUUUCUCCGGUGGUCUUUUGUUGUUGGAUGCUUGCGAUUACGACGAGUUUCUGGAGUUCCGGCGAGUCCCCAUGUGGGUGAUUUGGCCUGUUAUGUUGACCAGACACCGGAAUAUGCAAUUUCAUGACUGUAUCACAGUGUUUCACAGUGUAUCCGGUAGUUUUAUUUUAUGUACUGUAUCACAAUAUGCAAUUUCAUUAUUUUCCUUGUUUUA
This is a messenger RNA of Cynara cardunculus var. scolymus (artichoke), 569 nucleotides long. RefSeq lists its product as uncharacterized. The transcript is spliced from 2 exons. The coding region runs from base 177 to 482 and encodes 101 amino acids. The record is from RefSeq and is a predicted model, not a curated record. Lineage: Eukaryota; Viridiplantae; Streptophyta; Magnoliopsida; Asterales; Asteraceae.